GGCGGGCAGCCCCGGCGGGGUCCUUGCGAGGGGGUGACGUCACCGCCCGCCGCCUGAGGUCUUUCUGCCGCCCGCCGCCUGAGGUCUGCAGCAUGCCUGGCCCCACGCCCAGCGGAACCAACGUGGGGGCCUCCGGACGCUCCCCCAGCAAAGCCGUAGCCGCCCGGGCCGCCGGAUCCACCGUGAGGCAGAGGAAAAAUGCCAGCUGUGGAACAAGAAGCACAGGUCGAACCACUUCGGCGGGAACUGGGGGAAUGUGGAGAUUCUACACCGAGGAUUCCCCGGGACUCAAAGUCGGGCCCGUUCCUGUGCUGGUUAUGAGCCUUCUGUUCAUCGCCUCCGUGUUCAUGUUGCACAUCUGGGGCAAGUACACGCGCUCGUAGACCGGCUUCAUCCUCAACAAGUGCAUCGUGGACCAAAAGCAGGGCUUAGAUGAAGAAGGUUUCUGAACGCUAACUAUCGUUGCAGGGGAGUCUUUAAAAACAAACAACCCCCCCCCCCCCCCAAAUCUUUUUUUUUUUUUAAUUUGACUCUAGCAAAUGACCUUUCUAACUCACGAUAUCAAACGCGAUUAAUGGAGCCUUUUGAUGACAAAUUAUUGACCAUUUCUCUGUAUCUGUAAGCUUCCCCGUAUUGUAAUAAAAGCAUAAAAGGAC
Messenger RNA from Tachyglossus aculeatus (Australian echidna), 656 nucleotides. It is a transcript of the gene SEC61B, whose product is annotated as SEC61 translocon subunit beta. The record is from RefSeq and is a predicted model, not a curated record. The transcript is spliced from 4 exons. NCBI's taxonomy places the organism in Eukaryota, Metazoa, Chordata, Mammalia, Monotremata, Tachyglossidae. Gene Ontology annotation, cellular component: Sec61 translocon complex. Gene Ontology annotation, biological process: intracellular protein transport. Bases 93 to 383 code for a protein of 96 amino acids.